GCGUGUCCUAUUCAAAGCAAUUUGUACAUCUUGGCAACGUGGCCGAGACCACCAGAUUUGAGAAAAUGGCUGCAGAUUGCAAAAUAAGUAUGCAAAUCCUUAAACUUGGGCAGGCUCAAGGCUUGGAUCCACCGAAGUAUCAUUUUGAGGAGAGAACCUUUAAAACUGUACGCAUCUUUUCUGACAUCAGCAGUACUGAAAUGCUACUCAUCAUUGUAAAAGGAAUAAAUCUCCCUGCACCUUCAGGUGUGGCAACACAUGACCUUGAUGCUUUUGUGAAGUUUGAAUUUCAGUAUCCUAGUACAGAGCAAGCCCAACGAAAUAAAACAGCUGUGAUUAAGAAUACUAAUUGCCCAGAAUAUAAUCAGCGUUUUGUGCUCAAUAUUAACAGAAAUCAUCGAGGAUUUAAACGAGUGAUUCAGACCAAAGGAAUUAAAUUUGAAAUAUUUCAUAAGGGUGGAUUUCUGAGGAGCGACAAAUCGGUGGGAACCGCACAACUUAAACUGGACAAAUUAGAAACAGAAUGCGAAGUCCGAGAAAUUGUUGAGGUAAAAUGCGAGUGGGUUUGUAUGUUCUGAAGUAACUAAUAUUUGAAACAAUUACAAAAACCCUUU
Rhincodon typus (whale shark) is the source of this 614-nucleotide messenger RNA. RefSeq names its product coiled-coil and C2 domain-containing protein 1B-like. Gene Ontology annotation, biological process: regulation of transcription by RNA polymerase II. Gene Ontology annotation, cellular component: nucleus. Bases 66 to 578 code for a protein of 170 amino acids. The transcript has 7 exons. Gene Ontology annotation, molecular function: DNA-binding transcription repressor activity, RNA polymerase II-specific; RNA polymerase II cis-regulatory region sequence-specific DNA binding. The record is from RefSeq and is a predicted model, not a curated record. NCBI's taxonomy places the organism in Eukaryota, Metazoa, Chordata, Chondrichthyes, Orectolobiformes, Rhincodontidae.